Molecule: messenger RNA, 1211 nt
Organism: Felis catus (domestic cat)
Lineage: Eukaryota; Metazoa; Chordata; Mammalia; Carnivora; Felidae
Gene: GATD3
Product: glutamine amidotransferase class 1 domain containing 3
Exons: 6
Coding region: 87-734 (215 amino acids)
Cellular component (GO): mitochondrion
Source: RefSeq, a predicted model, not a curated record
CGCAUUGUGCGCAGGCGCGAAGCACGCUCGUUCCGCCCGGGCCUCCGCGGUCGUUGGCCCCUGCGACCCACUGUCCCCGCGCAGUCAUGGCGGCGGUCAGGGCUCUGGUGGCGCCCAGGCUGGCGGCGGCCUCCGCGUUCGCGCCGCUCCAUGCACCCGCCCCGCGCGCGGCCCUACACAGCUCCGCGCCGCGGCCCCGGGCCAGGGUCGCGCUGGUGCUGUCUGGAUGCGGAGUCUACGACGGGACUGAGCUCCACGAGGCCUCAGCGGUACUGGUUCACUUGAGUCGUGGCGGGGCUGAGGUCCAGAUCUUUGCUCCUGACGUCCCUCAGAUGCACGUGAUUGACCACACCAAGGGGCAGCCUUCUGAGAGCGAGACCAGGAACGUUCUGACGGAGUCUGCCAGGAUCGCCCGCGGCAAGAUCACCGAUCUGGCCCGGCUCAGUGCGGCGGAUCACGACGCUGCCAUCUUCCCUGGAGGCUUCGGAGCCGCCAAAAACCUGAGCACCUUCGCCGUGGACGGGAAAGACUGCAGAGUCCACAAAGACGUGGAGCGCGUCCUGAAGGAGUUCCACGAGGCCGGCAAGCCUAUCGGGUGCUUUUUGUCUGAAGAGGAGCCCUUGGCUGGGGUCUGCGGACGGCGUUCCUUCCGCUUGGCGGAGGCAGGCAGGGCCCGCACCGCGGCCCGCAAGCGGCUGGUGCCUGCUUGGUGCCUGCGGGCGCAGGACGGCUGACAUCCUCCUGUGACAGAGAUUAAAGUGGGACCUGCUCUUUCAGGAGAAGAAUUGGGGCACAACAUCCCACACUCUUAGGUUGGGCCGGCUGUAGGCUCCUUGGUGUCUGGGGGGGAAGAAUUUUUAAGUUUGUGGGUCUGGUAAUUAGGAAACCACGUCACUGAACUUCUUGGUGAUUGAGAACUCUGUAACUUGGAGUGAUGCGUUCAGAAAUGACACGGGGGCUUCAUUUGAGGCCGGGGGAGUUUGCUUUCCCAAAUGGACGCCGGGACGGCCGCGUGUCGGGCCUCCUGAAGCUGGCACGCGGAGCACAAACCAGGGCUCUAGCUUUCCAGAAGGGGGGGGAGGGUGUGGCAGCCGGUCUGUGUGGUCGGCCUGCUGGGCGGAGACCGUCGGGUUGGUCCCAGGCCACGAGCAACAAACAGCCGGUGUUGGACGUACAGAGCAGGGGCAAUAAAGCGUCUUGUAGCCGCACCA